This is a messenger RNA of Parnassius apollo (apollo), 1017 nucleotides long. NCBI's taxonomy places the organism in Eukaryota, Metazoa, Arthropoda, Insecta, Lepidoptera, Papilionidae. The record is from the annotation of a GenBank genome assembly.
AUGCAUCGCUUUUUUGCAGAGUUGGAGCCAUCUCUAUCCGUCACUGAGCAAAACCUGGCAGACCGAGUUAGGUACAUCCUGCGCUCCAAUAUAUUUGGUGACGCCGAACUCGAACAACUACGACGUGAGGCUGUUCCCUCAUCGAAUGGAAAUUCUACGGCUGGGAAUGCGACGCCACUAGAUGCGCAGCAAACUGCAUAUGUGGAUGCUGCCGUCAAUAUUCCAUUUGUGGUUAAUUCAUACGAUGAUGGAAUAGUCUCCCACGAACUAGAGAAAAUGAGGAGAAUAUUGGAAGAGUCGAUGCUGGAAACGCGCAGCAUGCCUCUUGAAAAUCGACCGCGAGUUCCCCGCAUACCCCUUAGAAAGCGAAAUCGGGCUGUCGUGCGGACUCUUAACCCAAUGCUGGUGACCUAUUUGGAAGCCAGCCAGGAGCUUUGCGAGACGGACUUAAUUCUUUUUGGCGCCGCACUGGCAGUAUGCCGUAUUAUUGGCGCCAAACUUCCCAUGGCUGGACGUGCUAUUCGACAAAGUAGCGCCAUCCCAGCCUGGAGAAAAAGAAUUGAGGACCGUAUCGCAAAGGCAAGGGCCCUUAUCGGCAGACUGACAAGCUUCAGGUCGGGUAAUAAUAGACCGAGAGUUGUGCGCACCAUUAGAAUGGCGUUUUCUGGGACAAAUAUUAGUUUGUCCCAGCCGGAUAUCACGCAGAAACUAAGGGAGCGCAUAGAUGACCUGAAGCAAAAAAUUGCUGCUUGGGAGAAGCCGAUUCGACGAUUUAGCGUGAGGUCAAGGCGGUUCAACCAGAAUCGCCUCUUCCAGAGUGAUCAGAAGAGGCUCUAUAACUCAUUGGAGCGACCAGAGGUAUGUGGAGCGGGUCCAGGACCAGAUCAGACUGACACUGUCGCAUUUUGGCUUGGCCUGUGGUCACAGCGAGGGCCCUUGGAUGUAAGUUGUGGCGAGCCAAAGUGCGAGUGUUACGUCUAUGGACCCCGUCACCAUAACGCCGGAAGACGUGGCUGA